GACGACGCCGCCGCGCAGUGACCGGCGCGGCUCGCGGAACCGGCCGGGCAGCCGGGGCGCGGCGCCGGGAGCUGGCGGGCCGGUCGGUGGCGCUGCGCUGUGGGCUCGAGCUCCGGGCCCGGCGCCUGGCCAGUGCCUGCCUCAGCAUGGAGAGCCGUGCCAGCGCGGCACCCGCCCCCAGAGCACUGCCUUACUACGUGGCUUUCUCCCAGCUGCUGGGCCUGACUGUGGUAGCCACAACUGGCGCUUGGCUGGGUCUCUACCGAGGUGGCAUCGCCUGGGAGAGUGCCCUGCAGUUUAAUGUGCAUCCCCUCUGCAUGGUCAUAGGCCUGGUCUUCCUGCAGGGAGACGCCCUGCUGGUUUACCGGGUCUUCAGGAACGAGGCCAAACGUACAACCAAAGUCUUGCACGGGCUGCUCCACGUCUUCGCCUUCAUCAUCGCCCUGGUGGGCCUGGUGGCCGUGUUCGACUACCACAGGAAGAAUGGCUAUGCUGACCUGUAUAGCCUACACAGCUGGUGUGGCAUCCUGGUCUUUGUCCUCUACUUUGUGCAGUGGCUCGUGGGCUUUAGCUUCUUCCUGUUCCCUGGAGCUUCGUUUUCUCUGCGGAGCCGCUACCGCCCCCAGCACAUCUUCUUUGGUGCCACCAUCUUCCUCCUGUCUCUAGGCACAGCCCUGCUGGGCCUGAAGGAGGCGCUGCUGUUUAAACUUGGGACCAAGUACAGCACGUUUGAGCCAGAGGGGGUGCUGGCCAAUGUUUUGGGCUUGCUGCUGGCCAGCUUCGGCGUGGCUGUGCUCUACAUUCUGACUCGCGGUGACUGGAAGCGGCCACCCCAGGCGGAGGAACAAGCUCUCUCCAUGGACUUCAAGACGCUGACAGAGGGUGACAGCCCCAGCUCCCAGUGACAGCCUGCUCUUGUCCUGCGGGGAGGGGCCUGGCUGUGGCCGGCCUCCUCAGGUCUGGGGUUUCCGCUAGGUGUCUUUCCCACGCCCCGCUGAGGCUGUCUUCAGAAUCAGUGGCUCCCGGGAGGGGCUCGGCCUAGUGGGUGGGGAGUAUGGGCAGAGUGCCUCUUUGGGCGCUGAUUUCUGGGGUUCAGGGCUUGGCCUCCUGUGCUUCCCCUCCUUGCUGCUGCUUUAGCAUCCUGUUAGUCACGCACAGCCCCCUGCCCUUGUUUUCCCUGUCAGCCCCUCAAAUGGAGAAGCUUUGGGUAGGCUUUUGGGUGGUUAGUCCUGGUCGCAGAAGCUCAGAUCCCUGAAGGAGAUGGAGAGCAGCUCCCCGCUCGAGGCAGCGGAUGCUGGGCCGAGUCCAGUGGCUACAGAGAGCAAAAGGCUGUGGGAGAAACUGCGGGGCCUCAGCGACAGGGCUGGCAAAGCCAAGACCUGCUUUGUGUAACACUGAAUUCAAACCAGGAGUCUUGCUAGCCUGAAUAACACGUGGUAUGAAUGGGCCCAGUCUUUGGCAGUGGAGCAAGUGAUAUUAUGUGUAAAAUAUGUUGGUGUUCAGAGCAAGGCUCCCCAGGAGACGGGAGGGACUGGCCCCUGGGAAGUUCUGGAGAUGUGGCUUUGGCCCAGCUGAGUCUUGAGGCUUCCCUUUCUUUAACCCUUAGCCCCAGGAUGGCUUUGCUAGAAGAGGAGAUGGGGCACAGGACUUCAGACAAACCUGCCAUUGGCAGCUGACAGCAGUUGAAAAAGGAAGGAGAUGGCCCCCUGCAUAGGCUGUUGUGGGUGGUGGGUUAUCUUGCAGCUCACUCCUCUAGGGGCUCCACUCCCCACAGUGGCCUGCGCCUCCGCCAGCGAGCUCCCAUUGUCCCCACCCUCAUGAGCUAGCUCAGGCACUGCUCUGACCGGAGGCCGAGGGCACAAGCCUUUUUUUUUUUAAAUGAAAAGCUGCUGCUGUUGCCCCCUUUCCCUUUUGAUGGGGAAGGCAGAGGCUGCUUGCUUCUGUUCGGGAGGAGAGUCCCAUCCUCUCUUACCUGGGGCCCAUCUUUGCAGGAAAUUGGGACUGAGUCAGAAUCUGAUUAAUUCCCCCAACCCCCUAACUGUGUUAUGCUGUUGGAUGAGUCACUGUUGGGCUUUGGUCUAGGAAUGAUGUGAUUAGAGCAUGGAUCUUGUGUUUCCUGGACUUGGCAAAUGCUCUCUCCUUGUUUUCUGGGCUUUGAGGAGCAUGACAUUGUUUGAGAUGGAUGCAGUUUACUUAAAUGGAGAAAUUAAUAAAAUUUCCAAAUCAGACUACUGUUCUUUUAACGGUUGCCUUUUUCACACCUAACUGCUGCCUAGGAGAAAGUGGCUAGUUUCCAUUACUGCUCAGAUUCCUGAUGCUCAGCUUUCACCUUGGGUCCUGCCUCAUGUGGUGCCGCUUCUCAGAGUAGGUGGCUCUGGCCCAGCGCCCUCCCCAGCAGGCCAGGCUCCUGGCGAGCCUUCCCCAUCAGGGCUGCAGGGUCCCUCCACUGCCCCGCCCCCCAUUUAGACUGUAUGCUCUCCAAGGGCAGGGGCUCCAUCAAUUCUUUCAUCACCUGGCACACACUUGUAUAGUCAAAUGUUUACAUGUGGGAAAACUCCACCUUAGACCAACUCCCACAGGACAAUUGUGUCUCUCUCUUGACAGAAUGCCAUGUACAGAAAUGGAACCUUAGAUUUACAAUAAAAGUCUGUAAACUGUUCUGUUUGCCAAAGUGUAUGUUGGAUGACUAAGGAUCCAAAAAGCCCCCUGAAAGCUGACCAGUGGCAGUUUAUUUUGUUUUGCCUGUGGCCAGUCUUCUGUGAAGUACAAUGUAGUGUUGGUGCAACAGAUGAUUCAAUAAAUGUCUACAGCAGA
Molecule: messenger RNA, 2814 nt
Organism: Equus caballus (horse)
Lineage: Eukaryota; Metazoa; Chordata; Mammalia; Perissodactyla; Equidae
Gene: CYB561
Product: cytochrome b561
Cellular component (GO): lysosomal membrane
Molecular function (GO): oxidoreductase activity
Source: RefSeq, a predicted model, not a curated record